Blepharisma stoltei is the source of this 3925-nucleotide messenger RNA. The record is from the annotation of a GenBank genome assembly. Lineage: Eukaryota; Ciliophora; Heterotrichea; Heterotrichida; Blepharismidae.
AUGGAUAACUAUAAAGAACAACCAUUCACGUUUGAUACAAGAACCCUUCCUAUUAUCAAGCAAAUUAAUUUAUCAGCUUCUAAAUGCUCAUUAUGGCCGCGCACUCCAACUGGCAAGAAAAUUCUUCUAACAAUUCCUUCCAUGCUGCCAGUAAUCAAAUUUAGCCCUGAAGUUUUAGAAUCAUUAUAUACAGCUGGUCAUAGAGAAAAUUCACAAAUUGCGUUUGGCGGGUUUUUAGCUGGAUCGAAAUAUAGUUCCACGCAUUAUUUGAGCGUAAAAAUCACAGAGUGUCAAUGGCACACAAGAACGCCAAGAUCUACAGGGGAAUAUACAAUUAGAUUAUUCCUUACAUCUUCCACAUAUUUAAUAACGAUAAAACCUCUAGUUUGUUUUUUAAACUUUCCUUUGAAAAUUUAGUAACUACUAAAAUAAAUGAGUUUUAUUUUAAAUUUUAGUUGAUAUGCUAAAUAGUGUUUUAAUACUAUUUACUCCCCUUUCCAUGAGCGAACAAAACCAUUGGAAAAAUCCUUAAUUUUGGUAAAAACCACCCUCAGCGAGCAAACGUAAAUUUUUAAUAAAAAAAUUAAUAUAUAAGUGUUAAUUGUUAUAAUUAAAUUUUUGAUAAUUCUGUUUUAUUUUAAGCAGGUUGCGUUUUAAAACAUAAAUUUCACAAAUUAUUAAUAAUUGCUUUCCAAUUUACGAAUUGUGAUUUUUAUAUAUAAAUUUAAAAAAAAAAUUAACCCUCCGUGAGCGAACAAAAAAAAUUUUGUUUGCAUAUGGAGGAAGUGAGUUAGAGUUUAAAAAUAUACCCUUUUAUAAUUGCUACUAGUUACCGUUUUAUUUUUAUAUAAUAAAUAUGAAAGCGGCUAACCAUUACCAAAGCUUCUAACGAUGACGCCCCCUCAAUCUUCAUGUCUAUUGCAACAAAAUUUUUUUGAAAAAUUCUUCAUGCCUAACAUUUUUAUAAAAAAAAAAACUAAUGCAUUUUUCUCUAGGUGAGUUUCUCAAAAAAAAGCAUAAAACAGCGCUGCUGUAGGUGUGUCAAUGACCUUCUCAUCGAGAUUUGGACGGCUAUUGUCAUCGCUCGCCAUUUCAUUAAACUUAUCAACUAAAAAGUACGGAAAAAUUUAAGAUGCGAAUCGAAAAUUUGUUGCAAGAGGAUUAGGAUUAUUACAGACAGGCGCUAGCCAUAUUGGUGACGCAGCCACCAAAGACCUCCCCUACGGAAGGUUCUACGCUUUUCGACUCUAGCCCAGAGAAUAUAUACCUCUUACGAGUGCCCUUCCGGUACCUUCUAUCUCCUCCUUACCUUGAGGCUUCAGUCCUAGUGGGCGGCUUAUGGAUUUCAGCGGCCCUGCUACGGGAGAUUGGAGUAGUUUGAUUCCAAGGAUCAGCUCCUUGGAGUCUAUCGGGUGUAAAAAGUGCCUUCCUUCGACAGCUACAGGAAAAAGACUAUUCCCCUGUGCCCUGGGCCGAAUCUCCCAGUUUCUCGGUAGAGGAAUGCUCAUGGGUCCUCGGAUCCAAAGGACGCUUUUGAAUACCUCAUUUCCAACCACAAGAAAGCACCCAAAACAUGCACACUUCUUGAGCCUGCGUCUGAUCUUGGCUCGGAGUCCGUCCCAGUUCGUCGUAGCCAUAAGGUCUGGACUAUUGCGCCAAGAAGGCAGGUUGGCAGGUGUCGCUAUUUUGAUGUAUAUAAUUUUUUGCAAGAGACAUGAAAAUUAUUAUUUUUUUUAUAUAUAAAAUUUUAUAUUAUCUAUUGCCUAAAUUUCUGAUCAUGCAUAUGCAUGUCAUUUUGAAUUUGGUAUGUAAAAACCGAAUAUGCGUUUCAAAACGCAGAUUUUAGUGCGGCAAAUUCUUAAUUUGAAAUUUCAUAUGAAAAUGGCGCGUAUAACGUCCAUAAGAAAUUUUGCCAACGGAUUAUAUUAAAAAAUUGCACUUUUGUUGCAAUAGACAUGAAGAUUGAGGGGGGGUCAUCGUUAUUUAUUAUGGAUAUAUAAUUUUUUAAAGCUCUUUUUUUAUUAUCUACUUUUAUAAUCUUUUGAAUCCCAUUUUAAAAACUUUUAUAAGUUAUGCCCCAAUUAAUAUGCUCACUAUUAAAUUAUAAGAGAUUUAGAGAUAUGUGAAGAUUAGAAGCAGACAAGCGUGAAUUCGAGUUUAUGCUGCAAAGCCUGAUGUUUAAAUUAGACUCAUACGCAGAACUAGAAUACUUAGAGCCGCUUGAUCUUUGUAAAGCCACAUUGAGUUUUAGUGUGCACGAUGGACGACUGUUAGCUAAUUGCCAACUGUUGUUCCCAAGCAUAAAUUUGCAGUUCGUGCCAAUUCCAAUAUUGAAAAUUGUAUCAACCCCUUUAAGUAUCCAGCUAACUCAAAAAUCCAACAAAAAAGCGAAGUUUCAAACUGGGUACUUGACAUUGGACCAAAAAAAGCGGGUUUUGCCUCUACUGUGUUCUGAUCCCUUAGCGUUUAGAUACCCACUUGUAGGAGUUUGAGCUGUCGGCGUGCCUGGAAAUCAGCCUUAUCCGUUAACUCACCCACUUGUUUGGGCAUCUUGUGUAAGGUUUAUUGAAAGCAAGCUCAUCCAAGACAGAAUUUCACCAAGUCCUGAUCAAAAUACGUUCCUGUUCGUAUUCUCUUAAAAAUAAAUAUGCCAAAUCUACUUACUUUCCCCCCUCCGUGAGUGAACAAAAGCAUUAGAAAAAUCGCUAUUUUUUGCCCAAAAACCCACCCUCCGUAAGUGAACAAAAAUUUUUAAUAGAAAAAAUUUUUAUGAAAAAAAUUGAUAUAUAAGUGAUAAUUAGUAUAAUGAAAUCUCGAGCUAAUUCUGUUUAAUUUUAAACAAAUUGCGUUUUAAAAACAUAAAUUUUAUAAAUUAAAUUAAUAUUUGCAGGAUUUUUUUAAAAAUUUCGAAAAAAAAUAUUUUCUAUAAAAUUUAUAUAUAAAUGUUUUUAAAAAACAAAUUAAUCCCCCUCGUUAGUGAACAAAAUUUUUUUGUUCACUCAUGGAGGGGGGAAGUUAGAGGCUUAUAUUUCUAUAAUUAAUUAUAAUAAGAAUAUAUUUUUCUUCAAAGCCAACAUUUUAUGAAGUAAGCACUCAAGAUAAGCCAGCCUGAUGCAUUGCGAACUCAAAUAUAGAGGCAAGCAGAGAAAAUGGAACUUUUGCAUCAGAAACGUGUAUGUUUUUGAAAAGCAAACUGGAAAAUGAUAUGUUGGCGUCGCCAAAAGUAAACGUCAGGAAACCUAGAAAUACUCUAAGCCCAAGCGUGUCUAGUGAUGGGCAUUCAAGCAUAAAAGAUAUGCCGAUAAGGUCAGCUAGAUCAAGCAUAGAAACCUGUAACGGAAUUUCAACAGAAAAUUUGAUAAUAGAGCAGUCAGAGAUGCUGAAGCGGCUUGAAAAACAAAUCCAAGAGCUUCAGCAUCAGAUUUGCUAUACGCAGCUUGAAAGCCCUAAGUCAAAAAUUUCUUCCCCAGCUCGUUUAUCCCCGAAGAUGGUGAACUCUUCAACAAACACCACAAUUGAUAAAAAACUUCCUCCAAACCGAAUCCUUUUCCCUGAAAAACGGCCAGGAUCAACAAACACUUCAUUUUUAGGUCCAAACAAAGAAAAAUCAAAACUGCCGCCUAGGAUCCCAAGGAUCCCUAAUUUAAGACUUCCAACAGAAGGCUCUGAAUCUUCUGAGACUUCUCCAAAAUCUUCAUUUACAUUUGCGAGUAACCCUAUAUCUACAAGACAUUCAUAUUCUCCAGAGUCCUCUCUAGAUUCGCCUAGGUUUCAAGCUCCUCCUUUAACUACAACGAGGUCAAGCCAGCGUGGAAACUCUGACGUGACGAUUGCAAUCCCUAAAAUAAUUUACGAGUCGUCAAGCGACACAUCAGAUGACGACGAUAUCAAGCAACUUCAAAAAAAAUACUUAAAAACUGAGUAA